Asparagus officinalis (garden asparagus) is the source of this 1846-nucleotide messenger RNA. Its product is annotated as 60S ribosomal protein L2, mitochondrial-like. Gene Ontology annotation, cellular component: large ribosomal subunit; ribosome. The transcript has 2 exons. Gene Ontology annotation, biological process: cytoplasmic translation. Gene Ontology annotation, molecular function: transferase activity; structural constituent of ribosome; RNA binding. Bases 137 to 1441 code for a protein of 434 amino acids. The record is from RefSeq and is a predicted model, not a curated record. NCBI's taxonomy places the organism in Eukaryota, Viridiplantae, Streptophyta, Magnoliopsida, Asparagales, Asparagaceae.
CCCACCUCAAUCUGCCGCCUCCCUCUUCUCCUCUUCCGUCGGCUCUCCCUCCUCCAAGCGUCGGAUCUCAAUUCUCACCCCGUUUCUGCGGCCGAAAUGAAUCGAAAGUUUACUCAAGAUCUCUAGGUUGAACGAAAUGACGAAAGGCCGUCUUCUCAAAGCCCUGAUAUCGAAAUCCACCGGCAAGACCGCCGGCAGGAACUCCUCCGGCCGCAUCACCUCCUUCCACCGCGGCGGCGGAUCGAAGCGGCUCCAGCGAACGGUCGAUCUCAAGCGCAACACUCCGGCGACUGGAGUCGUGGAGAGGAUCGAGUACGAUCCCAAUCGAUCCUCUCGCGUCGCCCUCGUUCGCUGGAUCGACGGCGUCAGUUUCCUGCGUCGAGGUCAGAGGAAGGCCGACGAUCUCUCUCCCCCGGCGGAAAGUAAGGUUCUUGAAUUUCCCAUCUCCUCGGUUUUCUCGUUCUCGACUCUCCCUGUGGAUGCGAAGGGAGAGAAUCCAACUGUUUUGCCCAGUUUGUUAGGGUUUCGUUUCCCGAGGAUCGCUGUAGCUGGAGCAAGGCCGGCAUUUUUCGCUCCCCGAGCAGCGGGAGAGGAAGCCAUUGGAGAGAAUUUGACUCUUGAUGAAAUCCGGAGGUGGAAGACUCGGUCGAUUGAUCGAAAAGCAGCCCUUUCGUGGCAAAGCUCGGUGAUUGUGGAGUCGAAACCUAAGCUUGAACAGAGUAACUUGCUCCCAACCCAAGUGCUUUCCUAUGAUUUAUCUAAUGGCCGGUCUCUUUAUCAGAAUGCAGCUCCUUUUAAGCCUAAAGUAGGCAAAGGGCCAGAGGGGGGCUGUGUGCCUGUCAGUUAUAUUAUAGCUAGCGAUCAUUUGGAGCCUGGGAAGACUGUUGUGAACUGUGAUUUGCCCAAACCUUUGCAAAGCAAGAAGCUUUUGCAGGCUGAUCAGGGUGCUGAUAUGCAGAAGAAGCUGCAGGAGAUUAGCUAUGAGAGGCUUGAUUUGAGUUUGCAAGUGGGUAAUUGCAUACCUUUGACUGAUAUAAGAAUGGGAUCAUGGGUACAUGAUAUUGAGUUGCGCCCGGGUCAAGGUGCAAAGCUGGCUCGAUCUGCAGGAACCUAUGCUAAAGUGAUUAAGGAGCAAGACGCACAAUGUCUGAUUCGGAUGCCUUCGGGUGUUGAGAAAUGGGUUGACUCUCGAUGCAGGGCUACUAUUGGAAUAGUUUCUAAUCCUGAACAUGGUGCAAGAAAGCUUAAGAAAGCGGGUCAGAGUCGGUGGAUGGGUAGGCGCCCUGUUGUUCGUGGUGUUGCCAUGAAUCCAGUGGAUCAUCCUCAUGGUGGAGGUGAGGGUCGUACUAAAGGAGGUAGACCUUCGGUUUCACCAUGGGGGAAGCCUACUAAGGGAGGGUUUAAAACAGUUCUGAAGGUUGCAUCAAAAGGCGAACUUUGAUUCAUGCCAUGAAGAACCAUAUUGAACGGAAGUCCUUUUUUAUGCUUUUAUCUUGAGAAUAAAGAGCACAGAGAACCUUUAGCAGGAAGAUUUGGCGUGUUGAGCUUUUAGUUCACUGGAUUCCGGAGAUGACAGUUCAGUGUACACCUAUAUUCAGUAAUUUCUUCUGUUAAUCCUUCAUAUAACGUUGGAAAUUGGCUGACACAUGGACAACAAUGUAAUGAUUCACUAUAUGGGUGCAGGAAUAGGAAUGAGUAGAAUGUAGGGGUCAGUUCUAUGAGAAUUGUUACUUCAUCCUUGUACUUUAGCUUUAUUUGUAUCCUGCUGUGAAUUAUUUUUGCUGCAACUGCUUUUAUAUCAACUUUUUAGUAAACUUUUAUUGAAUAUACGCUCUAAAUUAGCAUU